CCAUCGGGCACAGUACGCCCCUGGACAAUGCGAGUUCGUUGUCCAACCGAAGUCUGUUUUUCCCCCACACGCUUUGUUUCAGUUUACAUUGACUUGUUGCUGUUCUUUCUGCCAUUUCGUUUAUCAGCACGAACGCGUGACGGCGGCAACAGCGUCGGGAGCAGCUCCAACACUUUCAGUCUUGUCUUGCCGGAGAGAGGUCCACAGAUCGCACAAGCUUCAGUAUGGUUAUCAAUUUCGCCGCCGGUCCCGCCAAAUUGCCCGAGGAGGUUCUGAAGGAGGUGCAGAAAAAUCUUCUUGACUGCAAUGGCAGCGGCAUAUCGGUUAUGGAAAUGUCCCACCGUUCCAGCAGCUACGGCAAGAUCCAGGAGACGGCCAUCAACGAUCUCCGCGAGCUCCUCAACAUCCCCAGCAACUACAGGGUUCUUCUGAUGCAGGGCGGUGGCACCGGGCAGUUUGCUGCCGUCGCCCUCAAUCUGAUUGGUGUCACUGGCACCGCCGAUUACGUCAUUACCGGCUCAUGGUCAGAGAAGGCAGCCAAGGAGGCGGCCCAGUACGGCAAGGUGAAUGCCGUUCUUCCCAAGGAGGCCAAGUACAUAUCCGUGCCCCGACAGAACAGCUGGAAGCUGGACCCCAAGGCCUCGUAUGUCUACUACUGCGACAACGAGACUGUCGAGGGCGUUGAAUUUGACUUUGUGCCAGAAGUGCCGGCCGGUGUGCCGCUGGUGGCUGAUAUGUCGUCCAACUUCCUUUCGCGGCCCAUCGAUGUUGCCAAGUUUGGGGUAAUAUUUGCCGGCGCACAGAAGAACAUUGGACCAGCGGGCACAACAGUGAUAAUUGUGCGCGAGGAUCUGAUUGGCAAGCAUCUGAAGAGCACACCAUCCAUUCUGAACUUCCAACUGAUGGACAAGAACAGCUCCCUGAUGAACACCCCACCCACAUUUGUCAUCUACGUGAUGGGCUUGGUUUUCAAGUGGAUCAAGCGAAAUGGCGGCAUCGCUGGCAUGUCCAAGCUCGCCAACGCCAAGUCGCAGCUCAUCUAUGAGACCAUCGAUAAGUCCAACGGCUUCUAUUACUGCCCCGUGGACUCGAAUGUGCGCUCCCACAUGAACGUUCCAUUCCGCAUUGGCAGCGCCGCCGGCAAUGAUGCACUGGAGAAGGAAUUUCUGGCCAAGGCCGAGGCUGAUGGCAUGAUCCAGCUGAAGGGCCACCGCUCAGUGGGCGGUAUACGUGCAUCGCUGUACAAUGCCGUCACCCUGGAGGAGACGCAGCAGCUGGCAAAUCUCAUGGUGGAGUUUUACAAAAACAAUAAAAAAUAAGACAUCUUGUUGAUUUAUAUUUACAAAA
This is a messenger RNA of Drosophila pseudoobscura, 1347 nucleotides long. RefSeq names its product probable phosphoserine aminotransferase. Gene Ontology annotation, molecular function: O-phospho-L-serine:2-oxoglutarate transaminase activity; pyridoxal phosphate binding. The record is from RefSeq and is a predicted model, not a curated record. The transcript is spliced from 3 exons. The coding region runs from base 225 to 1319 and encodes 364 amino acids. Gene Ontology annotation, biological process: L-serine biosynthetic process. Gene Ontology annotation, cellular component: cytoplasm. NCBI's taxonomy places the organism in Eukaryota, Metazoa, Arthropoda, Insecta, Diptera, Drosophilidae.